Pocillopora meandrina is the source of this 2346-nucleotide messenger RNA. Lineage: Eukaryota; Metazoa; Cnidaria; Anthozoa; Scleractinia; Pocilloporidae. The record is from the annotation of a GenBank genome assembly.
UGGCUACCCCGUUGGCUAUCUACAUUCUCUUUAAUGGUAAGAAAUUUUGUCGUGCAAGAAUUCCGCCGAAUCUAUUUUAUUUCACAGUAUUUUGAAUGUGAAACACAACAUCGUACUCACUGGACAUCGGAGCUACGUGUGAUUAUGGUUAACAACUAUUCAUCGAAGUGGAAGUGAGUGGUUAGUAGGAGGGUCUCAAUGGGGUUAACCGUAAAAUAAAACGACCCAAAAAUUGAUGUAACCAAUAAGUGUAAAAAUUGAAAAAGUUAACCGUAAAAAAAAUUUCUGGUAAGGACAAUGGAAAGAUGUUAACCGUUAGCCGUAAAUUGGCCAAAAUUUUAACUGUUGGCCGUAAAAGCCGUCACACCGUUGAGACUCACCAGAGGUGGGUAUUUUUCCGAGCCGCCAAUAGCCUUUUAGGACCUUUUAGCCGCGCCGCCAUUAAUCCAUGGCCACCAUUAGCCACCGACAUGAAGGUAAAUAUUUGUAUUGGUAUAUAUCAAAACAGUGAGGUAAUAUAGCACAAACAGAUGGAUUGAACUCAUCUGUUCCUGCAACGAUUACAAUAUUUUCGGGCGGAAAUCCCGAGCGAGUUCCUGGGAGGUUAAUAGCAAAGAUAUCCAGAGUCUGAGUAGCCAGUCAGAGCGCGCCUUCCACGCAAUUCACUCUUUAAGUAUAUCCUAAUGGAGUUUAACACUUGCUUAUAUUUGGUUAUCUCAUCACGAACAAUUUAGGAUUUUAACGAAAUGCAGCGGAAUGUUUGAGUUCCUUAUUUGUAAGAUAUGUUGUUGGGAAGAGACCAACCUUGAACACUCCAGAAAAACGUUUCACUUUUUCACCAUUAUAUACUUUUGUUUCCCACAUUUCGCACCUUCGUCUUCUCUUGAUAUAUCAACGGUUAUCUUUCCUCAUUUGCAUUUGAUAAUUGUGAGAUGUUGUCGUUAUGAUUUUAUAACGUUACUUUUUAUCCUUAAAGGUUUUUAAAAAACUCUCGUCAUCUGAGAUUUAUGUUGAAUUUUUUUCCUUUUUUAAGUUUAUUUUUGUUUCUUUACCAAGCUCUUUUUAUUCAUUUUUCUCUGGCUGGUGUAAUUUUUAAACGUGAGAGUUGGCCAAAGGAGCACAAGCCACAGGUGUGGUCAGGACCAAAUCUAUGCUACGAUAAAGAUGGAAAUAACAAAUUUGUAAGUCUUGGUGCAAAUUCUGUUGACGUAAUACGGGCUUUAAAUACUUCCAAAGAAACUUCCACAAAAGUAAUGGAUCAACAUCAGUAUCCGAGCAACUGCGUACCUACCCCUCCCCUUACCCAACAGCAGUCAAAUGAUAACAAGUUAGGGUCAAUGUUGGGGGGGUUAGAGGAAGGGUAGGUGUGCAGUUUCUCAGAUAUUGACAUUAAUCCAAACUAAUUCUGGAACGAAUAAAAACAAGUCGUGGAACCAAGAACCCUUUACAGCUAACUGUUAACCCCAUCGAGACACUCCUCCCAUAGGCUGAGAAUAAAGAUAGAAAGGAAAGUGGUCCACCCUGUAUGACUCGUCAAAACCACUUGUUUCGUUGAAGACUGACUUAUAGGUCAAAUUCCGAAUGCUCCUUAAAUGUUACUAAUAUAUUCUAUUAAUCCUAGCUGUCGCUAGAUUUAUCAAAAAAAAAUUACAGUGCCUAGCUGUAUCCAUGAUUUUUAAAACCCUAUGAUCGCAGCCUAUUCCAAAGGACCCGCCCUGGUUUACAGACGACAUGUGUCAUCUGAGCGCAUGCCUAGGGCUCAUGGUUUUAACAAAGUCCAUGUGUUUCACGAAAGGAACUUCAUGUGGAGAAGUAGGUUCACGAAAAAAAAUUGUUUUUUUUGUUUUUGUUUGGACAUGUUUAUUUAUUCACAAUCAUCAUCAUCGCAUGCAAUCAUCAGUACAAGUAAGCUCAUAAGGCCAAGUUUAAUCAUUCACCUGAUCUUUGUCUAAAAAGACAGAAAGUUGAAGGGAGGACUUCAUAAACACUAGAACUUUCGGUAUUUCCCGCAAUUGAUUGACGCACACAAUGAAGAGACGUUUCCAGACUUUUAGCUGCUGAAGAGCGUCGUAGUGACUUGAAACGAAACAGAAAUAGGAUUUCAGGGAAAAACGAAUGAAGAAUCGACUUGUUUUCUCGUAUCAUUAUGAACGUUUACUGCAAUAAAGUUUGUUGAGGUGGCUGUCUCUAUUGAACUCUUAAGUAUGUGUUCAAUACAAACAGUAGCUUUAAUUUUUUUCCAAUGUAUUAUUCUCUUUAUCCUUACAGGGUGAGUAUUUAGCAGCAGUUCCUGCACCCCCUUCUCCAACAGCCUGUUGUGUAUGUAAACCAUGUAAGUCUCGUGUU